This is a messenger RNA of Microplitis mediator, 12188 nucleotides long. RefSeq lists its product as uncharacterized. The transcript has 11 exons. The coding region runs from base 401 to 10912 and encodes 3503 amino acids. NCBI's taxonomy places the organism in Eukaryota, Metazoa, Arthropoda, Insecta, Hymenoptera, Braconidae. Gene Ontology annotation, molecular function: calcium ion binding. The record is from RefSeq and is a predicted model, not a curated record.
CACAGACUGAGGAAGUCAUUUAUACGCGUCCAAAGAAGUUACAUGAAGUAAUAGUAGUAAAAAAAAAAAACUUCAUUUUUAUUUAUUAUUUAAAUGACAAAUUUUUGGAAACGAAUUUUUAUUAAUUUAAAAAAAUACAUAUUUUAAAAUCAUUAAGGGUGAGUGGUUCGUGAAGGACAGUGUCCAUGUGAGAAGAGAAAACGGAUGUUGUUUUUUUGUUUUCUUUUAUCUUAUUAUAUAUCUUUUAUAUUUAAAAAAAAUAUAUUUAUUACAGUAUUUUAAAAAAAAUAAAUAUUUGGAUUUCUUCGUGAGUGUGUAACAUUAAGGAUAAGUGCUAGGGUUAUUUACCAUUGAGAGAAAACAAAUAAAUCCAAUAAAAGAAGAGAGAAGAGCUAGUGGUAUGGGUCGUGACAUGCGGCCACCAGGUCGCAGACCUGAUGGACUCUUCAAGUUUAUAUUUAUUGCUGCCUUUUUACUUAUUGGUCCUACAUCUUUAGUUAGGACACAAGACGAUGCAGUUUCACAAAGAGACAUUUCCGGUUUGGAUAGAGAUGGAAGAAAUGAUGAUGCUAUUGAUGAACAAAAAUAUUCAAUUGAUGAACAAAGUUACUACGAUGAUUAUUACGAUGAACCUGAUGAUUAUGUUCAAACUAAACGAAGAAAAGUGAUACGAGUACGAGUACCAUCUCAUUUAUCUCACAAUAGAAAAGCUGAAAGAGCACACAAAUAUACUGUAGUAAGAAAACGACCACUUGUGCCUUACACAAAAUCUUCAAUACCUGAAAAAAUAAUUCCACCAUCACCGCGACGAAUUGUUGUAACACGUGUUAGAAGUCUUGGUGCUCGAUCGAGACAAUUUGAUUAUGAAGAUUCAAUUUAUCCUGACAGUACAUUACCAAAACGUCAUAAAGUUACGGUUACUCGUACGAGAAAAUUGAGACCAACUGCAAAUAUUGGGUUAACUCAGGCACCAAAAACACGAGUAACUAGAAAAAAACUUGUUACAGUACGACCUGUUGCUUCAUCAACUCCGACAUUUGCUAUUAUUACGACAGGUUUUUAUGGAAUUCCUGAUAAUGAUGAUGAAGAAGGUGAUGAGGGUGACGAUGUUAAUAAUGAUGAUGAAGGCGAUACUGAAGACAAUGUAGAAGAAGAUGGUAAUGUGAAAAAUACUCAAAGUGAAAUAGAUGAGUCAGCUGAAUUACUACCGAGUCUUGUAGGUGCAGCUAAUGACAUUGAAAAACCAGAUGUUGAGAAUGCUAAAAAUGAGGAACUUUCAAAUAAGUUUGAGAUAGAAAUUCCUGCAGAACCUAGUACAAUAAGUGAUAUUACACCAGUAAUUAUUACCGACAAUUUCUUUUUUCCUGCAUCGUCCGAUAAUGAUGAAGAAGAGAAUGGAGAUGUAGAUGAGGAUGAAAAUAAUUCUACGACCGAAGAAAUUGUUCAAGACAUAGUCGAUUCGCAAAGGCACGCAUACGAAGAAUCUGAGAAUGAAAAAGUCGAUCAUGUUCAGAAUAAUGAGAGUGAAGAAUUAAUGACGACAGAAAAAAUUCCAAUAACUGAAAAAAUAGAAACAACAGAGUCUUCUUCAACAACAAUUGAAAAUGUUAACUUAAAGGAUUCAAAAUCUACUACUCAAUCAAGUACGACAGAAGUACUUUUAGAACCAUCUUCAUCAUCAUCUCCCGAAUCUGAACAAAUUUAUGAUACAACAGAAAAUAUUAAUGAAAAUUCAGAAGAAGAACUAAGUGUUGUACCACUAAAACCUUACACAGAAACUUUUUCUUCUUUAUUGUCGUCAAGUCUUGAAUCUGAUCAGCUUUUAAUGAGUUAUAUACCAAGUGUGAUUCCAUUGGAAUCAUCUAUAAGCCAUUCUGAGGAUCAUCAGUCUCUUUUUGAACCAACUGAAACUCUACAAACUGAAUCUUCAAGCUCAAGUUCAAGCUCAACAAUGACAACAAAAACAACAACAACGACAACUUUUGUGACUUCGCCAACGCCUGAAGAAAUUGAAGCUGGUCUUUCUGACGAACUCUACUUAUCCUUAUCAAGACCAGAUUUCCCACAAAUGUUUCCAUCUCAAUCUCCUAUAAAUGAGCAGGAGUCAGAGGUGAAUUAUGAAAAUCAUUCGCUUCCUGCGUCAGUAUCCUUGGAAUUCGAACCAAUUCCAACUGUUGUUUUCACCGAGACUAUUGUUACCUCAACUCGAUUAAGAACUUAUACUUAUGUUGUCACUAAAUUAAAUGGACUAGAAACUCAGGUGACGUCUUCAACGACUGUUCGACCUCGCGUGACGACACUGACACUGACAGUACCUGUUACAAUCAUACCCUCCUCAAUCGAGAGUGUGGAAUCUAUACGUCUCAGCACCGUAACGACUGCCUCACGUCGAGAACCCGAUGGACAAGAAUCAAGGCGUGAAACAAGGAUGAUGGAUGAAGAUGCGGAGGGUGAAGGAAGAAGGCUCAACUUGGCGACACGAGUAAUGUCAAAUGGGGUAGAAGUUAUAGUUGCUGGUCCCACGCCAGCAUUGCGAUGGGAAAAUUCAAAUCCACAACCCACACUAACUCUCUCAGACGCAGUUGUUAUGCUUAUGCCUCAAGAAGAUCCUAACGAAUUUGUUACCAAGACUUGCACAACGACAUUUACUUAUUUAAAUACCAUUACUAAGGAUGGCACAACAAUCGUUUCGACCGACCAACAGGUCGUCGCAAAUACGGCAACAGAAGAACGCCAUAGAAAGCCAGGAUCAGAAUCAGCAGCAGUAACUCUUGCUGCUUCGCCCACUUUAAGAACAGAGGUAUUCAAGACAACCUACACAUAUCUUACAUUGAACACAGACCAUCCGGAUGCAGACAACGCUCUAGGAAGCAGUCAGAAAGUAAUAACAAAUACAGUGACGGCACCACAGCAUUACUUAGAUAUGAUUCUAGAGCCGUCUGAAGCAUCACCACCUCAAACAAAUACUUAUCUCAGUACACGUGUCCUUGAAAAGACAUUUAUUGAAGACGGAAUGACAAGAAUAGCAACUAUGAGUGACACCAUUACUCGUCUUAUUAUCACUGAAUCAGUACCACCUCCGCCUCGUCCAACUAGUGUCACCACAACACUUACAGCUCUUGAUAAUCCUGAGGAUACUCUUACGGACAUUAUGAAAACAUAUUACAUCACUUAUACUUACUAUAAUACUUAUCUUGAAAAAGGUAGCAGUACCGUUGUCCGAACAAACGUCGCUACUUCAACAGAUGUUGCUGUGGAAAAGGUGAAGAAGACUGGUGUUAUCGAUACACAGGUGACUGCAACGCCAAGUAUUGAACCUAUUAAGAUAUUUGCUACCAAGACUUACUUGACAACUUUCACAUAUUUCACCACACUACUUCAGGCUGGCCCUGAUGGCGAAACUUCUACGACCAUCUCCUCAAGAUCUCAUGUAGUAGAGAACGUUGUAACAGAAUCUAUAGCUCCAAGUUUACUUAAUGCUGGUUAUAUGAACCUUUUGACGACAGCUCAUCACUCAGAUUCAGUAAAAAAUGUUGUUACGGGUUCAACAAUUAUUUUUUUUGAUGAAGAAGACCAGAUUGAUUCAUCCAGCACUAGUACACAAGUUCAACCAACAGCUUCUCUAGAGUCAUCUGAAUCAGUUAUCGAAAACUCUGAAGUUCCAGUAUCCCAGUCUUCUGAAGCUGAAACAGAGCCUCAGAAAGAUGAACCAGAAAAACAACAGAGUGAGCAAAAUACAAGUGAUUUGGAUACCAGCGCGUCUUCAGCAAUAACUCACGACGAAUUAUUAACUCAAGACAACGAUGCGGCUGAAAAUAAUAAUGGAUCUCCAAGUCGACCGGUUGGAGGUGGUUUGUUGAGUCUUGGAUCUCUUGGGAUCAAUGGGUUGUCUGCUUUGGGACCAGUUAUUACUGCUAUGGCUGGACUUCUUCAAGGCAAGCCAUCAGCUAAUCGUCGAAAUGAUACUAUACCGCAGGCUUCAAAUCCUCCAGUUGUUAAUCAAGAGCCUCAAGAACUCACGACUCAGCGGUCACCAAUUUAUAUACCUGUUGCCGAGUUCGCAGAUGGUGAUAUUGAAACAGCGGAGAGUCAAAAUAUUGCUGCUCAAUUAGCUAAUCCAAAUCCAAACUUUUUACCGGAAACGAGGCAUAAAGUUGCAGCGAGUCUUGUUGAUGGUAUUCCAAUAUCUCCUGGAGAAGUUAUUACAGCAAACAGUGAUGUUAUUAUUGGUAAGCCUGGUAUACUGGCACCCCGACCACCUCAAACAUAUCUUCAAAAUGGAAAUGAAAAUCAAAACUUUGGAAUGAAACCUCCACCAAUAUCUGUACCUAAUAUUCCAGUUCAUCCUGUUUUGGAAGUGAUUAAAGAUGACAGACCCGAACCUAGUCGUCAUAAUCCUCAUGCUAUUUCUUUAAAUUCUAAACGUCCACCGAAAAUUCCUCAUCACUUAAAUAAAGAACCGAUGAGAAACGGAUUAAAACAUGAUAUUUUAGAGAACGAUCCACUUCUUAAACCCCCUGGAAGACCUAAUAUUGAUAAGUAUGCUAAUCCAAACAUCAAUACAAAAGAACCUGAGUGGAUUUCUAAUAUCUUCAAACGACCUUGGAGCUCAAAAGAUCCAUUAAUGCCUCCCCCAGCACCACCAACUCCUUCCAGAAUUGAUCAAGAAUUAAAUCCGUAUCCACCACAAGAGUCUCAACCGUGGACAAAUCGUCCUUUAGAGGUACACCAUAAUCACUCACCGUGGGCUCAAAAAGAUCCCAUUAUCACUGGUACCAACUUAGAAAGCUCUAAGUUAAAACCAGAACCCACACAAUUAAUAGCUUCUGAGCCAAUAAUCCAUCAAAUUCCUCACGUAAUAGAUCGAUCAACCGGUCAACCAUUGCUUGUAAAUAUUCAACCAAGUCAAGUGGCAAAUGUCGUUAUUCCUCAAGGUGGGACACAGGCUCUUAUUUUUGGUGAUACUAAUGAACCACAUAUUAGUGGACAAUAUUUUGAUGAUCCUUCACCUUAUCCAGAACCUGAGGAAUAUCCUGGCUACACUGGAUUUGAAAAACAUGAAAAUAAUCCAUCAAAUUUUAUGAUCCCACCUGCACCACCAUCGAAUAAUUAUAAAUCGCCUUCUCAAAAGCCUCAUUCACAUACUAUUCCUAAUUCUAACAAUCGAAUUUAUUCAAAAUUUCCUCGGCCACAUGACAAAAUUGAGAUACAUACAAAUGAUCGAUCUGAAAAAAGACCAUCAGAUGUUCAGCUGAUUCAAAGACCUGAAUCUCAUGGACAAUCAAAUCAAGGUCAAGUACACACAGAAAUUUUAGUACAUCAUUCACCUGAUUCAGUAAAUCUUAAUGCUAAUUUAAGACCUCAACCUAACCAACACCAACAAGGGUUUUCACCUCCACGAAGAGAUUACCAUGUGCCUCCAUUGAAUGAACUUCCACCUCGAAGAACUACAGACAUUUCUCCACCUAAUGAGGUUUCUCAUCAUCAUCAUCAUCAUCGAUAUGGCUAUCACCAUGAGAAGCCGAACAGAACAAUUACCAAUGAUGUUUUAAAACAAAAGUGGAAGAAUGAUAGAACAAAACCAAGAAUUACAGUUGUUCGACCAAGGCCGGCCGUAAGACCACCAAGACCUACUCAUUAUCCUAAUCCAGACAGAACUUCAGGAUUUGGAACAAAAUUAAAGUAUCCUUAUCGACCUCCAUCACAUGUUGCUCAGGCGCCUCACCCACCACAAAUUCCAGUCAGUUGGCAAGAAGAGCCUAAAAAUGAUCAAUCUUCUAAUGUUAACUAUCAACAACACAAAAAUCAAGAGCCUCAAGAAAAUCUUCCAACUGGAGCAACUGGUUACAGAAAUCCAUUGAUUGGAAAUGCUAAGCGACCUAUGCAACAGCAUCCUGUUCAGCCAACCAGCUAUCAGCCAUCACCUCCACAAAAUCAUCACGUUCAUCAGCUGCCUCCUGACAUAAGUCCUCCAGUUCUACAGAGCUUUGGACAAAUUCUUCCUCAUCCAGAUGAACCUGAAAUUCCUUGGUCUGAUACACAAACUGAAGCUGGUCCUGAUUCAACUGCUGAAGAAUCUGAAGAAAGUAUAAAUUAUCAUGAUGAAUUUGAUCAACAGCAACAACAACAACAACAACAACAACAACAACAACAACAACAACAACAACAACAACAACAACAACAACAACAACAACAACAACAACAACAACAACAACAACAACAACAACAACAACAACAACAACAACAACAACAACAACAACAACAGCUGCUCCAGCAUCAACAACAACACCAGCAUCAAUUGCAGCAGCAUCAACAGCAACAUGAACAGCAGUUGCAUCAACAACAACAACAACACCAGCAUCAACAGCAACAACAUCAACACCAGCAUCAAAAGCAACAGCAUCAACAACAACACCAACUGCAACAACAACUGCAAAAACAACAACAGCAGCAAGAACAGCAGCAGCAACAAGAGCAUCAAGAACAGCACCAAAAGCAGCAAGAACAACUAGAACACCAGCAGCAACAGCUAGAACAACAAGAACAGCACCAAAAGCAGCAAGAACAACUAGAACACCAGCAUCAACAAUUUGAGGAUCAAUUUACUGAAGAACACGAAUAUGAUGAACCAAUUGAACCGAUCCAAUUUGAAUUAGAAGUACAAGAUGCGAGCAAUCAAACAGAAAAACCGUUCAAUAACGUAGAAUCAUCAACUAAAAAAGUUGAAACUAUUGAAGAAAAUGCUUUCUACCAAACUAAAACGGAAACUCCACCAGAAAAUUAUAACAACAAUAAUUAUCCUUCUGUAAAUGUCAUAAAGCCGUAUGAAAUUUAUGAAGACAACACAGAAACGGAAAAUCGAGAAAAUGAAAGAAUUUCUGAUGACAAAUUAGGCUAUGAUGUGAUUCAAAGUGUCCCAUUUGGUGAUAAGGUUACAACAUCUAAUUCCAAGCCAUUUGAACAUGACGAUACAAUUGAUUUAAAACCACCUGCCAUUAUCUCUAAAUUUGUUCCUGAAAAACCAACAAAACUGAAACCAUUCCAGCAUCACCAAGUUGUAUCAACGCCACGUCCAGUUUUUGAACACGAAAAAGAAAUGUCUAUAACACGUGAUCCUAAACCUCCCAGUGGUCAUGCUCGACCUCCCAUAGACUGGGAAACUAUUCACAAGAUAAACAAUGAGAAUUAUUAUUCCAACAGAAGAAACUUGACAUUCACCCGAACAAAUCAUUCUCACGGUAAUUCAGACUCUAAAUACGUUAACACGGAAAAAAUUCGCAAUCCCGAAGUUACGUCACCAUCUAUAGGUACUAGAGUUCAUCCAGCAUAUCCACAUAUACUUACUAAGCCAAGACCUGUGCUACCGAUUCCAAUUACUAUUUCUUCUGGUUCAUCGUCCAAAACAAAACACUCGCAAAAGGAUAAAAAUAAUCACCAUAAUGAAGAAUCAACACUACAUUCUGAAAAAUCAAAUAUCCAUAUGCGACCUAUCAUCAUUCAUGCUAAAGAUAGAAAUCGAGAAACUCUUGAAACCGCUUACCAAACAAAUUUCGCAGUACACGAAGAAGAACAAAAUUUGCCAAACAAUAAAAGAACUCAGUUAAUAAAUAAAGCAAGUAAUUCUAAUGAAUUAAAAGUUCCUUCUCAAGAAAUGAUGCCUCCACCAACAACAAAAACAACAAGUCAAGACAAUAUAAACAAUGAUAAUGCUGAAGGUGACCUUAAACCACCUCCAAUCCCUGCAGACGUUGUCGGAAUGUCACCACCUCCAGUAGUUAUUACAACUACAACUGCGAGGCCUUCAUCAACGGCAAUAAAUGACUCUGGAUUAAGACCACCACCACCAAAAUACAUUCCUUUAGAUUCUUCUAAAGUUGUUGGAGAAACUCCACCACCACCAUCUUCACCAUCAGUACCAAGUGUUAAUAUGGUGCCACCAACAAUCCCAAGGCCAACUAAAUCUCGGCCUUUCUUGAUGGAAUUAUUAUCUCAAGAUAUGGUCCCACCACGUCCACCUGUUAUAGAAAGUUCUAGGCCAAUUGAAAUUGCUACUGUUAGACCUGCUAUUGCUGUAUCCGGGUCUAUACAAAUUGCAACAGCAGUUGCUACAAGUCAUAUACCAGUAAUGCAGGAUAUUGUCGAAUCUACAAUUCCAAUUAUUCAUGGCACUGUUGAUCUGCCUAUCGUGAUGGAUGUGUCCGAUAUUAUAAAGUCAGUAGAGACUAGAAAGCCUGAACAUGUUAGUGUUUAUACAGUUCGGCCGUUUGAAACAAAACAAAUUUCAAGAGUAUCUGUGCAACCUACGGCAAUACUUUCAACUAAUUUAAUAAUGCCAACACGUCUACGAUUACCACAAGUAGAAUCCAGUUCAUCAACACGAUCUCCAGUACACAUUACCAGACUUUCGUCUUAUGAUACUUCAAGAAAACCAUCAGUUGUUCUAGAAGCAAGCCGUCAAAGUAUUUUAUCUAGUCGAGUUAACUCUACACAAUCUUUGAGGCACAGACCAUACACUAUAAAACAGAGUAUCAAUCCAAGUGACGUUACCUUCACUUCAACAACCAAGAGAAAGUAUGGUAGCUCCUCUACUAAAUUCCGUAACUCAAUAACAAAAACUAUGAAAGAGCAUUCUGAUACUAGAGUAUAUAAAAAUGCUAGAAAUGUCACAACCACAACAAUGAUGACUACAAUGAAGAUGAAACCAAUAGCUGUUACUCACUUUAAGACUCUGACGGUUACACGAACGGAAACAUCAGUCUUAGGAUCACCACCAACAACAAGAACACUUUUAUUGACCCAUACCUUGACAUCAACUAUCGUAGAGACCGUAACGGAAACAUUACUACGACCUACCAGUGUAGUAAUAACAUCAGUUACAACAAUUCUUCAACCUGCAACUCACUUGCCCUCUUAUGAAACGUCACCAGAUAAUGUUGACUCAAUAUUUGUGGUAAUGAGUGAUCAAAAUCCACCAGCAGCUGACGCUGAAGAAGUUGAAGCAGAGUAUGGAGGUGAAGAAGAGAUUUCACGUGAUGAACAAGAUCCAGCAGGUAAUGAAAUACAUCGUGUAUUGUCUGGUAGCAUUCUUGGGGCUCCUGUUGUACCACAUCGUCCAAGUACCAAUCAAUGUCAGCCAGAAUGCCGGGCAGCAAAAUCUGAAAUGUGUGCUAUAGUUAGUGGUGAAGCUAGAUGUAUAUGUCGUCCAGGAUUUUCACGUAUGUUUUUGGAUCGUCCUUGCAAACCGACAUACACAUACACACUUCGUGUGGGUCUUGAGCGUAUCGGUAGAGAGUCUAUACAAUAUGAUCAGCCAAUUAAUGAUAGUUCAUCAACACCAUUCCGAAGACUUGCUGGACCAACACGAGAAGCUCUCGAUAGAACUCUGAUGCAAAGUGACUUGAGAGACAUAUACAGAGGACUUGAUAUCGCUGGAUUCUAUCCUCAUCCAGCUCAAGUAGAAUUCCAUCUUCAGUUGAGUGACAACACCAGCGAAACUCGGCUUAAAGAUAUACUAAAAAAAUAUUUAAUAAGCAGUAAUUAUAGUCUGGGUGGAACUGAAGUAUUUGCAUUAAGAAAUAUUGAUACUAUUGAUGCAAGGGACUUUGAUGAAUGCUCAACUGAAGAGGGUGGACCUCACCAUGACUGUUCACCUCAUGCAACAUGUUUCAAUUUACGUGGAUCAUACCAGUGUUCGUGCAAAGAAGGAUGGGCUGAUUUAUCUGAAAAUUCAGCUUAUCCUGGAAGAGUAUGUUCUCAAGCACCGCUGGGCUGUGCUGGUUGUAACAACAAAGGUCACUGUGUAACUAAUUCCCAUGGUCAAGAGAUUUGCGAAUGUUUCCCUUGGCACAGUGGCCAGCGUUGCCAAGUUAAUUUGAAAGUAUUGCUGAUAUUUGUCGUAACAAUUGGAGCUAUUUUACUCGGUCUACUGGGUGUCUUUUUAGCUUUAACGUGCUUACGUACUCCAAACAGAGCCAGAAAAUCAGGAGAUAGAAGAGCUAUGAUUAAUACAGGAACAGGAGGUGACACAAGCAGUGAAGGUAGUGUUGCAGACCUUGCAAUUCCACAUCAUGUUCCACAUGUUCUUCCACCACCACCAAGAUCUACUGCGCCUAUUCCACCAGGUUCGAAAAGACCGAGAAAAGCUACUAAGCAAUAUCGAGCACCAAAGAAACCAUCUUUUGCCGGAACUCAAGCUCCGAUAAAUGAAGCAGCAAACACAGAUCGCACACUGAGUGUAAUGAUUCCACGAGCUAAAUACCGAUCUGGACCACAAUCACCUCAGAAUUAUUCAAAGCCACCUAUGAGUACUUUUGCAGCCGAGGAACAUAAACUCAUCAAUUAUCUCGAAGGUGGUCCGCCAGUUGGAAAUCGUAAACCAAGUCUUGCUAGUACAGCUAAAGAAUACGUUAAAAGAGAGUAUAUUGAAGAGACUGGAAUUAGAGUAGUUAAAAAUCCAACUGCUCCCAAUAAUGGUGCGCUCGUUAGUGCUGGAUUUCAAGUAUCAGCAACGGUAUUAAAAACAACUGGUGAUGGUGAAUCAACACUGGAUGAUACCUUCGAACCAUCGACUUUAAAAACUCUGCGAAGUACGAUGGACUUUCAAGACGGAACAUCGACUCUAGGUGCUCCUUCAUGUGAUGCAACGACGAUUCAAGCAACAACAAAACUUCUUCCCUUAGAUUCGGCUGAAGAAAAUUCCAGCGUUGGACGAUCGUGCACUGGUGAUACUUCUAUCAAACAACAGUCACCAAGUCGAGGAUCUAAAGAUACUCGUGAUGCGCGUGAUAGUGCUAGUGAGGGUCCUAUCACUGCUGAAAGAGAUCUUGGUAGUACUCUUCGACUUCGACAUACUCCUUUAUAUAAUCCAGAUCGAGCAGCUAGCGAUCGUGAUUCCAACUUUGAUUCACUAUAGAGUUAAUUAUCGACUUGAAAAGUGAAAUUCGUUGUUGCCAAAUAAUAUUUAAAAAAAUUUUCAAUGUUAUUGUUAUUAUACAUUUAAAAUAUAUAUAUGCCCUCGUACGUACACAUAUCAAGUAUACAUUUAUAUAUUACCUGUGAAUGUUUGAGGUGCAGGCCAUAUUAUGAAGGUGAUUGUGCCAGUCACUGUUUCUGUCGUUUGUUCUUUGUAGAAAAAGUCUGAUAUAAGGCAAUAUAAUUCAUCGUCUUCACACUACGCAAACCUAUUUAUUUAAAUAUAUAUUAUUGUUUCAUAUUUGAAAUAUCAUUUAUAUUAAGAUAUAUUGUACGACCGAUAAAUAAAAGUAACUAUUCAAAAAAUUCAUUGAGAAUAGAAAGUAAAGAAACUAAUAAAUGAAAAGUCAAAUAAAAGACAAAUAUCUCGUGCCAAAAAAAUAUUAUAAAUUUUCAAUUAUAUUUGACUGUUAAAUUACAUUGUUAGAUUUUGAUAUUUAAUAUCAUAUAAUUAUAUAUACAUAUAUGUGGUCGAUUAUAUGUUUCAUAAAAUCGAAGAAAGAGAUUUAUAUUGAAUUUGUUAUUGUUAUUUUUGUUUUGUUUAAUUGAUUUACUAUGAGUAUCCAUGUUGCUCGGCUUCGUUACAUAAAUUUUCAAAACUAAUAUUUAAUUAUAUAUGCUGGGACUGUUAGAUAAUUGUUCAAAAUUUUAUAACAAUAAACGUAUUGUUUAUUUUAAAAACUUUUAAAUAAAUGAAGCCGUGCAACGUUGCAACUUAUGACUCAUAUUAAUCAUUAUUAUUACUAUUAUUAUUAAUUGUGGGUGAACGAACAGUAAUAGUUUAUAUAAAAAAGAUUUAAAAUGAUAAAAAUUAAAAAUUUUCUAUUACUUCGGGAACGAGUAAAAAUAAAGGGAUUUAAACUAAGAAUAUUUUAUAAAAUUAAUGUAUUAACAUGAAAUAACUACGUGUCAACGAAUCUUUAACACGUUUGUCUAUAUUUAAAAAAAAAGACUAUUUCUACUUUUAUAUCUAUUUGCAAAAAUAAAAUAAUAAAAUUCACACUAACAAAAUCAUGUUAAAAAAUUAAUUAAAGUAUAAAUAUAUGAUACUGUAAUAAUUACAGCAUAUAAAAGUGUAAUAUACGCAUUAUUUAAUUUGCGUAUAAUAUGUAUGCAUGAUUAUUUUUUUCUAUUGUACAUAACUGCCUUUCCAACUUUUAUUACUUCGUAAAUAUUGUAUUUUUGUGUAAUUAUUAGCUUAGCCAUGUACUUUUUAU